Molecule: messenger RNA, 2494 nt
Organism: Papaver somniferum (opium poppy)
Lineage: Eukaryota; Viridiplantae; Streptophyta; Magnoliopsida; Ranunculales; Papaveraceae
Exons: 3
Coding region: 402-2441 (679 amino acids)
Source: RefSeq, a predicted model, not a curated record
UCAAAACUCUCUACCCUGUUUCAUCUCUUUCAAGUCUUUACCAAAGAUGGAUUCAAGGGUUACUUACAGAGACAAUUCGCAGGCAAUUUCCUUAGGUGAUGAACGAGUCAAAUAGAUCUCCUCAAAGGACAAGUUAUGAUGCCGUACAAACAAUUGGUUUGCUUACAUGUUUUGGAAGUUGACUUAGAAGCCUUCCUCCUCCCCAUCCAGUUGUCAGUAGAAUAUAUCCAUGUCGAAAUGACAGCAGAAAUGAAUCAUCAUUGUUUCGCUUAUUCAAAAGUAUAAAACAUUAAUCAAAACAUUGGAUCAUCAACUUGCACAUUCUUUUAUCUCCAUUUCUAAACCGAAGAAAUUCCGAAGACGAAGCAGAAUUCUAAUCUGCAGAGAGAAUUUUGUGAAAGAUGAGUAAUAGUAAGUGGAAGAAGAUUUGGCCAAUUCAUGACAACACAAGGAGCGUUAAGGUCCAGCUUGUGAUUCAUGAUUUGAAAACUUUGCAGAUACCUUCUGGUUUGACAGAAGAUAUCAGUGCUGCUGAGAAUUUGAUUGUCAGGAUAGAAUGGAAAGGUUUGAAAAACGGAAGAGCUUUACUGCCCAAAGGAGCGCCGAAGAAUUGCACGUCAAGGCAGGGGAUCAAACCCGACGGCAGUGUCAACUGGGAUGAAGGGUUUGACCAUGACUGUAAGAUUAAAUUGAUGGAUGAUUCCCAGAGUUUCAAAAGCUGGUUCAUACACCUUGAGGUUCAAGAAAUGAAUCAGAAAACGAAUGCUUUAGCUUCGGUGCUCGCCAAAGCUGAGAUUGAUAUAGCCGAAUUUGUAUCAGCAACUACGUCGAAGAGCACAAUCAGUUUACCAGUCAACUGCACUUUCAGAGGCACUACAGCGGAAGCAACCUUGACGAUGGAACUCAAUUUCUUUGACGUCCAAAGCAAAGGGAGCAAUGGGUCAGUGUACCCACUAGCUUCAUGCAUGAGGCUUCCUCAACAUCAUCGGAAAACAUCCAAAGACUUUGAUGAUCGUCCGGAGAAGAAUGAAGCUAGCACGUCUACGUCUCCUCCUAAGCACUCAAUUGAUUCUUCUGCAAUAUCACAAGGCGAGGAGGAGCCUGCACUAGGUUACAGGAAUCUGAAUGCAACAAAUAUCCUCCUUGUAGACCUUGAUAAUACCAAGACUGAAAGCGUCAAAGAAGGUAAAAGGGAACAACUCCCAGCGGAUCAGCAGAUUAAAGCACCUCGUGCCAAACUGAUCAGACGCCUUUCAUGGAACAGAAAAAAACCGCUGAACUUCAGAAGCCUUAGUCAUCCUAGAGACACCCCACUGCUGAACAAAAGCAAUGGUGAGGGUGGAGGGGAUGAUAUCGACAACGAUCGACGCUACCAGUUGAUACCCCCGGAACAAAAUCCAGUUCAGGACAACACUACUAAAGUCAGCAACAAUGCCUUCCAGGAUUCUGAGUUUGCAGGCAGUGACCGGUUUGAGAUUGGGGAUUGGGAAGAAAAAAAAUUGGUAAGCAGAGAUGGAAAAAUUGAACUAGUUACCAAGGUAUUCCUUGCUUCCAUUGACCAGCGGAGUGAAAAAGCUGCGGGCGAGAGUGCCUGUGCAGUUCUUGUUGCUGUGAUUGCUUACUGGCUGCACCAAAAUCCGAGAAACCUGCCACUCAAAUGCGAGCUGGAUAAAUUGGUACGGGAAGGCUCUUCAGAAUGGAGAAAUCUCUGCGAGAAGGAGAUUCACUGGAAUACAUUUGCAGACCGGCAUUUUGACCUUGACACUGUGUUACAGGAAAAGAUACGACCACUAUCUGUGGUUACGGAGAAGUCGUAUGUAGGUUUCUUCAAAGUCAGUGAUAACGCUGAGCACCUGGAGUAUAUGCAAGGUGCUCUGUCUUUUGAUGAUAUAUGGGAGGAGCUCCAGAAAAAUGAAGCAACUUCCGAAGAACAAGUUUACAUAUUGAGCUGGAACGACCACUUUUUUGUUCUGAAGGUAGAAGCUGAAACAAUUUACAUAAUUGACACGCUAGGGGAGAGGCUAUACGAGGGCUGUGACAAAGCCUACAUUUUGAUGUUCAAUAAAGAUAGUAGAAUCUCAAGAAUUUUGCCAAAAGAAAGCACCGGAAAUACGAAAACAAAGGAAAAGGCGGAGACUAAGGCAAAAUCGAAGGAAAAGGCAGAGACUAAGGCAAAAUCAAAGGAUAAGGCAGAGACUAAUGUGAAAUCAAAGGAAAAGGCAGAGGCUGAUGCGGAGGCUGCUGGCAGACAAGUGGGCGACGAAACACCAAGAGAAAUAAUAAGUGAAGGAAAAGCUGCUUGCAAAGAUUAUAUCAAGGAAUUUCUAGCAUCUCUUCCACUGAGAGAACUGCAAGAAGAAAUUGAAAGAGGAGGGACGGUACAAUCUUCACUACAUCACAGGCUGCAAAUUGACUGCCACUACACUGCUCCUUGCACUUAGAUUUAUAUUUACACAAUUUUAGUAACUUGAAUGGGAAAAACAUUUUUAUGAAA